AUGAUCUCCAUGAUCACUAAGGGCUGCCCGGGGGAGGUGACCUGCCUGGACGAGGCUCGGCACGGCUUUGAGAGCGGGGACUUCGUCUCCUUCACGGAGGUGGAUGGCAUGAAGGAGCUCAACCACUGCCCCCCCAUGGAGAUCAAAGUGCUGGGGCCCUACACCUUCAGCAUCGGCGACACCAGCAGCUUCUCCGAGUACGUGCGGGGGGGCAUCGUCUCCCAGGUCAAGAUGCCCCAGAAGAUCAGCUUUAAGCCCCUGAGCGUGGCGCUGGCCGAGCCCGACUUCGUGGUGACCGACUUCGGGAAGUUCGAGCACCCGGCCCAUCUGCACCUGGCCUUCCAGGCCCUGCACGACUUCCAGCGCCAGCACCAGCGCCUGCCCCGGCCCCGCAGCGAGGUAGGGCCUGGCCUCUGGCGAGCCAGUGACGGACUGACGG
Molecule: messenger RNA, 439 nt
Organism: Terrapene triunguis (Three-toed box turtle)
Lineage: Eukaryota; Metazoa; Chordata; Testudines; Emydidae
Product: ubiquitin-like modifier-activating enzyme 1
Exons: 4
Molecular function (GO): ubiquitin-like modifier activating enzyme activity
Source: RefSeq, a predicted model, not a curated record